Eufriesea mexicana is the source of this 1670-nucleotide messenger RNA. It is a transcript of the gene CysRS-m, whose product is annotated as cysteine--tRNA ligase-like protein, mitochondrial. The transcript has 9 exons. The coding region runs from base 4 to 1632 and encodes 542 amino acids. Gene Ontology annotation, cellular component: cytoplasm. The record is from RefSeq and is a predicted model, not a curated record. Gene Ontology annotation, molecular function: ATP binding; cysteine-tRNA ligase activity. Gene Ontology annotation, biological process: cysteinyl-tRNA aminoacylation. Lineage: Eukaryota; Metazoa; Arthropoda; Insecta; Hymenoptera; Apidae.
UUCAUGGAUAAAGUGAAAAUGGGGAAAGAUCUUCAUUGUUAUCUAGAUCUACUAACAAAAAGCAAUAAAAUGUAUACAUUCAUAAAGAGCCAGCUUCGUUACAAAAUAUAUAAAACAUGUCAUCGAUUUGUACAUACCGAAACAAACUUAAAGAAAAAGAUAAAGUGGUUAAUACCUGUAGGAUAUGAAACAAACAUUAAAAUCUAUAAUCCCAUAACAAAGUGCAAUGUGCCAUUAAUUUUAAAAAAUAAAAAUAUUUUAACUUGGUAUGUUUGUGGCCCUACUGCAUAUAAUUCAGCACAUAUAGGACAUGCAAUGUCUUACAUGAAUUUGGACAUUAUUCGAAGAAUAUUAUCAGACUAUUUUAAUAUAAAUAUUGUAAUGGCCAUGUGUAUAACAGAUAUAGAUGAUAAAAUAAUAAAACGCUCAAAAGAAUUAAAACAAAACUAUAAAGAUAUAACGAAACAUUAUGAAAAUGAAUUUAUUGAAGAUAUGCAAAUGUUAAAUAUUGCCAAGCCUCACUUAUAUUGUAGAGUUACUGAUUAUAUAUCACAAAUUAUUCAAUUUGUGCAAGGCAUUAUAGAUAAUGGCAAUGCAUAUAUUUCAAAAGAUGAAUCAGUUUAUUUUGAUACACAUAAAUAUGCAAUGUAUGGCAAAUUAAUGCCACCAGUAUCAGAUAGUAAUCAUCCUGAUAAGAAAUCAUCACUGGAUUUUUGUCUUUGGAAGAAAGCUAAAGAAGGUGAACCAUUUUGGAAAUCUCCAUGGGGUCCUGGAAGGCCAGGAUGGCAUAUAGAAUGUAGCACAAUUGCAAGCACAGUUUUUGGAAAUUCUGUUGACAUUCACAGCGGUGGUAAAGAUCUUAUAUUUCCACAUCAUGAGAAUGAAGAAGCACAAUCGUGUUCUUACCAUGGAGUAGAACAAUGGGUAAAUUAUUGGAUGCAUUGUGGGCAUUUAUCCUUAGAGGAUGUAAAAAUGUCAAAAAGUCUUGGUAAUACUAUCAGUAUAAGAGAAUUCCUUGAAAAAUACACAGCAAAUCACAUUAGAAUUCUUUGCCUGCUUUCUAAUUAUAAAUAUGACCUGAAAUUUUCUGAUAUUGUAAUGAAUAAUGCAGUACGUAUAUUGAAUAAAAUUCAACAAUUUAUUUAUAGUUGUGAAAACUACAUUAUUGGAAACUGGGAUAUUGCUAAUAUAGAUGAAGUUGCACUGCUCCGUUGUCUAGAAGAAACGAAAAGCGAUGUUUAUACUGCAUUAGCAGAUGAUUUUAAUACUGCAAAAGCUAUGAAGUCAUUGUUAAAUCUAAUUGAUGUAGGGAAUAAUAUGUUACACAAGCAUAAUAAAAACACUCAUGGUUCUUGUAUACCUGCUAUAAUUGCAGUAUCAAAUUAUAUAUCAACAACAUUUUCAAAAUUUGGAAUUUUUAAUCCUACAACAACAGAUGAUCAGAGAGUGAACAAUCUCGUUGAAUAUUUUGUAAAAUUUAGACAUACUGUUCGUCGCAGAACCUUAGAAUCAGAUGUUAAAGAUAAAAUUUUACUUGAGGCAUGCGACGAAGCACGAUCAGACCUUUCUGCUUGUGGAGUAACAGUAAAGGAUCAUAAAAUGCGAAGUAUUUGGAGUAUCAAGAAAUAUUAAAUCAAAAUCAACAAACAGUUUUUUUUAUUGUAGCGUUU